GACUCAACCAUAUUCAGAGACAUACCAGUAAGACAGAUGUCUACAGAAUUUCAGCUGCAUAAUGAAAGAUAGCAUUGAGCCUACUGUGAAAUUAAAGCUGGUGAAUGUACCUGGCUCCAUGGCACCACCCAAGGGUUCACCACAGCAGAGAGAACAGUGGGCCAGUAAGAUGGAGUUUAUUCUGGCUGUUGCAGGACAUAUCGUUGGUCUGGGAAAUGUGUGGAGGUUUCCGUAUCUGUGUUACAAGAAUGGAGGUGGAGCUUUCUUUGUGCCAUACUUGCUGUUCCUAUUUUCCUGUGGCAUCCCUCUCUUCUUCUUGGAGACAUCACUGGGCCAAUACACUAGCCAGGGUGGCAUCACAUGCUGGAGGAAAAUUUGCCCUCUUUUUGAAGGACUGGGCUAUGGUAGCCAAAUUGUGAUCCUGUACACUGGAAUCUAUUACAUCAUUAUUCUGGCCUGGGCAUUUCUCUACCUUUUCUUCUCAUUCAGCUCAGAACUCCCAUGGGCUAACUGCAAGAAUAGCUGGAACACAGAGUAUUGCAUGGAAUUUAGCAAGAACAGCACAACUGAUAAUAUUCCAGACAAAAUUACAUCCCCAGUUGUGGAAUUCUGGGAAAAAAGAAUUCUGGGUUUGUCUGGUGGCAUUGAAGAAAUAGGUAAUCUGAGGUGGGAGCUGGCUCUGUGUCUCCUGCUGGUCUGGACCAUUUGCUACCUCUGUGUGUUUAAUGGAGUGAAGUCUACAGGCAAGGUCGUCUACUUCACUGCAACGUUUCCUUAUUUGAUGUUGAUGGUGCUGUUAGUGCGUGGACUGACGCUGCCUGGAGCAACUAGUGGUAUUACAUUUUAUCUCUACCCAGAUCCUACUCGCCUCACAGACCCACAGGUGUGGAUGGAUGCAGGUAGCCAGAUAUUUUACUCCUAUGGAGUAUGCACAGGAACUCUGACAGCUUUAGGAAGCUAUAAUAAAUAUGACAACAACUGUUACAAAGACUGCCUGUACUUGUGCUUGCUAAACAGUAUGACAAGUUUUGUGGCUGGUUUUGCCAUUUUUUCUGUGCUUGGCUUUAUGGCAGAUGAACAGGGAAUGGACAUUUCUUUGGUGGCAGAGUCAGGUCCUGGGCUGGCAUUUAUUGCUUACCCACGUGCAGUGGCCAUGAUGCCUCUUCCUCAGUUAUGGGCAGUUUUUUUCUUCAUUAUGAUCCUUUUCCUUGGGCUGGACAGUGAGUUUGUUUAUUAUGAAGCCCUGGUAACAACAAUCUCAGACAUGUACCCAUCGUUUUUCUAUAAUGGACACCGACGUAAAAUUCUACUUCUUCUAAUCUGUCUAGUCAGCUUCCUUGUUGGCCUGGUAAUGGUAACAGAGGGUGGACUGUAUAUCUUUCAAUUAUUUGAUUAUUACGCUUGCAGUGGAAUGACUUUGCUGGCCUUCGCCAUUCUUCAGUCCAUCUGUGUAGGAUGGGUUUAUGGAGCAGAUCGCUUAUACGACAAUGUUGAAGACAUGAUUGGUUAUCGUCCCUGGCCCCACAUGAAGAUCUGCUGGAAAUAUGUGACCCCUGUUAUUUGUUUGGGGACGUUUGUCUUCUCAUUGGUUAAGUAUGCUCCUUUAAAGUUGAACCUAUAUGAGUACCCCUGGUGGGGUUAUGCUCUCGGAGGCUUCUUCACCCUCUCUUCAACCAUGCUGGUGCCUUUAUGGAUGGUGUAUGCAUUUUGCAAGACCCCUGGCUCUUUAAGUCAGAGAAUGAAAACCCUAUGUACUCCUGCUGAAGAUCUGUUUAAUCGGAAACCACGUAAAGAUGGCGUCGCCUCUUGCACUUUUGAGACAUUCAAAGAUCUACAAACUUUACGUCAACCCUCGCCUGUAGAUGUAUGACCUUUGCAUUAUUAAGUCACCGCACCACUCUACACACGCAGAAACACUCUUUAACAGGCUGCCAAUCACAGAUCAUUUCUAUGGUUAUAGUUAUUAUCAUUAUUAUAACUGUAACUUAUUCAAAAGGUGAGCAUUUAUGUAUUAAUAGAUAAAUAUUAGAUAAACAGUAUCUUAAAUACUGUUUAUUCAAUACGGUAUAUUGAUAUACAUAAUCUAUGUGAACAUAGAAAGACCAGAGAUAUUAUGUUUCCCAAUA
Clarias gariepinus (North African catfish) is the source of this 2126-nucleotide messenger RNA. Its product is annotated as sodium- and chloride-dependent GABA transporter 2-like. Gene Ontology annotation, cellular component: membrane. The record is from RefSeq and is a predicted model, not a curated record. Gene Ontology annotation, biological process: sodium ion transmembrane transport. The transcript is spliced from 15 exons. Bases 62 to 1870 code for a protein of 602 amino acids. Lineage: Eukaryota; Metazoa; Chordata; Actinopteri; Siluriformes; Clariidae.